Messenger RNA from Anneissia japonica, 1808 nucleotides. RefSeq names its product mevalonate kinase-like. Gene Ontology annotation, molecular function: mevalonate kinase activity; ATP binding. Gene Ontology annotation, cellular component: cytoplasm. Gene Ontology annotation, biological process: cholesterol biosynthetic process; isoprenoid biosynthetic process. The record is from RefSeq and is a predicted model, not a curated record. The coding region runs from base 3 to 1187 and encodes 394 amino acids. NCBI's taxonomy places the organism in Eukaryota, Metazoa, Echinodermata, Crinoidea, Comatulida, Comatulidae. The transcript has a single exon.
GAAUGUUUGAAAUGGAGGCUGGAAAAAAUGAGAUUUUUGUAACCGCCCCUGGAAAAGUAAUCUUGUUUGGAGAGCAUGCAGUGGUGUAUGGUAAGCCAGCAUUGGCGGGCAGCUUAGAUCUCUCCACAUUUGUGCACGUUUGGCAUAAAGAUCAAGAUAUCUGCUUAAGACUGGUUGAUUUUAGUAUGACUUUACACUGGACAAUUAAACAAAUGGCCGAGUCUUUUGGAGGAUUUAUGUGCAAAGAUGUGCAUGAUGUAGCCAUGUUUUCAGCAGAGGAUAUAGAACGCUUGCAUUCAAAUGCUCAAUUAUGUGUUCCCGCGGAUCAAAGAACUUCUGUUGACAUCCCAGCCGUGCUAGUGUUUCUGUAUCUAUAUUCAUCGAUUGUGGGUUCGAAAGGCAUAACACAACUCCUCCCAUUGGAUGUUGAAGUAGCAUCCUGCCUCCCUAUUGGUGCUGGUCUUGGUUCGUCAGCAUCCUAUACAACAUGUCUGUCAGCAGCCAUGCUGAAAGCUGUGGAUGCUAUUGGUAAGAAAGGACUGAAUAGCAGUGAUCUUGAACUUGUGAAUCAAUGGGCAUUCUCAGCUGAGCAUAUACUGCAUGGCAGGCCAUCUGGUGUUGAUAAUGCUGUCAGUGUUUUUGGAGGUCUGAUCAACUUCAAGGCUGGAGAAAUAACUCCUGUAAAAUGUCCAGUCCUAGAAAUCCUCCUCAUUGAUACAAAAGUUAAAAGGGAGACAAAAACCUUGGUUGACAAAGUUCACAAAAGAAAAUCAGUAUGGCCUGCAGUUGUUCAACCUGUAUUGGAUGCCAUAGGUGCUAUCACAGACACAGUUCAACAUAAUUUCAACUUGGGUAACACUGAUUUUAGUGAACUGACGCAGUUAAUUGAUAUGAAUCAGGGAUUAUUAUCUACACUUGGGGUAUCGCACCCAAAACUUGAUGAAAUUUGCCACCUAGCAAUGCAAUAUGGUUUCAGUGGUAAACUGACGGGAGCUGGUGGAGGAGGAUGUGCAUAUUGUCUGGUUCCUCCUGGAAGUGUAGGCCUGGAAGAGCUGAUGAGAGAUUUAAAACAGAAAGGAUUUUGUUGCUGGAGAACUAAUGUCGGGAGAUCUGGAGUGCUGCUCCAUAAAAAUGUUGAAGAAAUGAGACAAUCAAAAAAUAAUAUUCCAAAAUGCUUUGCAAAGUAAAUAGGCCUAAUUUCCUAGACAUUUAAAGAUAGGAAAAUAUAUAAAGACUUUGUUUAUGAGAUUUCUGUAAACUGCAAGAAACUAAUAGAGUAUUACGUUAUGAAUAAAUGCCAUUCUGCAAAUUGGUUUAUCUUGCAGUCAGUAGUGGCGCAGGGAUUCCUCCAUGGGGUCCACACUUACUCAGCUUCACCAUACAUGGGGCUGAGGUGAGCAAAUUUUAAGAAUAUGUAAUUGUGCUCUGAAAAUUCCACAUGUCAACUCGUAUGAAGGACACAGCACAUGUAACUCCAUUCAUUUUAAGACAUUUUUAUUACCAAAUUGGUAUAAAUACACAUUUACAAAGUCAUUGCUGACAGUGACGACAUACAUUAAGUUAGUAAUUUAUUCAUUUUUACUGUAUUGAGUUAAAUCAUGAAUUUAUUUUCUCCAAGAGAACCUGAUUAAAAAAAAUUGCUUUUUGGCACACAAACUUUAAAUCAAAAGUAAUGUAUCUGUAAAAUGGCUGUUGUUUUAUUACAGAGUGUAAUUUUAGACAUUUGUCAUCCACAUUCAAUAUGUGUACAUAAUAAUCAAGAGUUGCAAAGUUUGUGAUUUAAUAAACACAUUAUUUUACAGCUCAAA